AUGAUGACGCCGCUAUCGACCGCUGGUCCUUCAGAAGAAGAUAAACGUCUUAAUAUGGAGCUACUGGAAACAUUGCGUUCCUUGGGUUUAUAUGAGACCAAAGAGCGUCUAGCUCGACGAGAGCACGUGCUUGAAAAACUGCAUCAUUUGUUACAGAAUUACGUCCUGGAUAAGUUUGAUACAACCUCAAAGCAUCUACAACCACAAUUACAAUUGCGUACCUUUGGUUCCUAUCGUCUUGGUGUACAAAGCCAAGAAGCCGACAUUGACACAUUAUGUAUUGCGCCUCGACACUGUACACAGGCGAGUUUUUUUGACAAGACGCCAAUUCUACUGGAAACGUCACCAGAUGUCACGGGACUACGCGUCAUCAGUGACGCGUUUGUGCCUGUGAUUAAGAUGAAAAUGGACGGCAUUCCAGUGGAUCUACUAUUUGUGUCGUUAGACCUGGAUUCAAUCCCAAAAGACCUUGACAUGCUGGAUGAUCGGUACUUGAAAGGAUUGGAUGAAGCUUCCGUGCGAAGUUGCAAUGGCGUGCGUGUCACAGAGCGAAUCUUGCAACUUGUACCGAACCCAGACACGUUCCGAACGACGUUAAUUGCUGUCAAGCACUGGGCCAAAAUGCAAGGGAUCUACUCAAAUGUCCUAGGCUUUCUUGGCGGUGUUAACUGGGCCAUCCUAGUUGCUCGAAUCUGCCAGUUUUAUCCGAACUCUCUACCAUCGUCGUUGCUCGUGCGCUUCUUCAGAAUAUAUCAAAUGUGGACGUGGCCAAACCCGAUCAUUAUUGACCGGGUGGAUAACCCGCUAAAACUUGGCUUCUCGGGAUGGAAUCCGAAAAUCAAUGUUCGCGACCGAUUGCACUUGAUGCCGAUCAUCACGCCCGCAUACCCGGCGAUAAACUCAUCGUACAAUGUGAUGGCUUCAACUCUUCGAAUUUUGGAGUCUGAGUUUAGGAAAGGGUUUGAGCGGACACUCGAGAUUGAGACAAAGAAAAGUUCAUGGACAAAGUUGUUCGUACCUUCAGUAUUUUUUCAAAGGUCAAAACACUUUCUUCGUGUCCAGAUCACGGCGAAUAAUGCCAAGGACUUUGAUGGGUGGUUUGGUUGGGUCGAGUCGAGACUGCGUCAGUUAUUCCUCCGAUUGGAAGCACUCCCAGAUUUGCGAAUUUACCCAUUCGGCCGCUUCUUUGAUUUUAUUGAGACAAAGGACUCAAGUCGUGAUAGUUCAUUGCAAUGUGACGUACAUACGUCGUGGUUGUUUAUCGGACUGGGCUUCGCUGUCCCUGAAAUCGUCGCAGCAACUGGUGCGUCUUAUAGCGUAGACUUGACGAGUGUGAUCCGCGAUUUCGCUUUUUACACGGAUCAGUGGGAGGCUCGUCAUGGUGGAAUGGACAUGCAGAUUGAUCAUGUAACACGCCCAGAAAUCCCUGAGUGGGUGCUUGAGGCUGUGGGUAAUAAUGGUGAGAGCGAUAGUAAGCAUUUGCGGAAGUCCUUGCCAGACCAGAAACUUUUCAAGAAGAAGAAACGCGAUAUUGAUGAUGCUAGCGAUUGCAAGUGCAUAGGGAACGGCAUGACCAAGCUGGUCACAGGUUCUAGUCCGACCGAGAGCUCGUCUAAGAAAAGUAAAGGUACGUGA
Molecule: messenger RNA, 1635 nt
Organism: Peronospora belbahrii
Lineage: Eukaryota; Oomycota; Peronosporomycetes; Peronosporales; Peronosporaceae
Source: the annotation of a GenBank genome assembly